Colletotrichum chrysophilum is the source of this 1818-nucleotide messenger RNA. RefSeq lists its product as uncharacterized. Gene Ontology annotation, molecular function: protein binding; peptidyl-prolyl cis-trans isomerase activity. The coding region runs from base 1 to 1818 and encodes 605 amino acids. The record is from RefSeq and is a predicted model, not a curated record. NCBI's taxonomy places the organism in Eukaryota, Fungi, Ascomycota, Sordariomycetes, Glomerellales, Glomerellaceae. Gene Ontology annotation, biological process: protein peptidyl-prolyl isomerization. The transcript is spliced from 3 exons.
AUGGCUGACGAAGACUCCAAGUCAAUCAAACGAACACACGAGGACUUCACGGGACAAGAUGAUGACAGCUCCUCCGACGAUGAUAUGGGUCCUCAGCUUCCCAGUGAGGCUCCGAAGAAGAAGCGCCGAGUCCUCCCAUACGAAAAGCUUUACAUCGCCGCCCUACCCAAGUCCUCUCGAUACUCGAAGUCCCUGAUGCACAAGGAGCAGCUAUCCUUCGUGACCGUUACGCCCUUGACCGACUUUAUCAUAACUUCCUCGACCGACGGGGUUGUAAAGUUCUGGAAAAAGGUGGCAGAGGGCAUUGAGUUCGUCAAGGAGUUCAAGGCACACAAUGGCGAGAUUAAAUCAGUCUCAGUCAGCCAGGAUGGAAGAAGCUUCGCGACAGCUGGAGAGGACGAGACCAUCAAGAUCUUUGAUGUUAUCACUUUCGAUCUGUUAGCCAUGUUGAAGCUCGCUUUUGUGCCUCGGUGCAUCUGCUGGGUCCAUAACAGGGGCGCUUCGCUACCGCUGCUCGCUGUCUCCGAGGACGCGAAUUUAAACGUCCACAUUUUCGACGGGAGGGGAGAAAGACAGGAUCCCAUUCACACGAUCAAGUCGCUUCACAGAAGCCCUGUGUCGAUAAUGGCCUUCAACAGCGUCUACGACUGUGUGGUCUCGGCCGACGACAAGGGUAUGUUGGAGUAUUGGCGGCCAAGUGGGGACUACGAGAAGCCCGACAACGUCUUCGAGUUCAAGGCCUCUACGAAUCUCUUCGAAUUCAAGAAGGCAAAGUCAGUUCCCACGUCAAUCACCAUCUCACCGACGGGCAAACAUUUCGCAACCUUCUCCCAACCCGACAGAAAAAUCCGCAUAUUUGACUUCGCGUCGGGCAAACUUUACAGGACUUACGACGAGUCCCUGCAAGUCAUUGAGGAGAUGCAGCAAGCUGGAUCUGGACUUCAGAAGCUGGAUCCUGUUGAGUUCGGGCGCCGAUUUGCGGUGGAGCGCGAGAUUGACUCCCCAGCAUACAAGCACAAGGCCAAUGUUAUUUUCGACGAAUCUGGCAACUUCAUCCUCUACGGCUCCAUUGUUGGCGUCAAGGUGCUCAACACUUAUACUAACCAAGUAGUCAAGGUAUACGGCAAAGAAGAAAAUUUCAGAGCCGUCAACUUGGCGAUAUACCAAGGUCAACCUCAGAAGAAGGGCAUUACCACUGUAGAAAUGGGUGCCUCGAGCAACCCCCUACUUCAGGAGUCAGAGUCGCGAGAUCCGAUUCUGAUUGCCACAGGCGUGAACAAAGUGCGGUUUUACAUGUUCACCAAUGACGAGGACAUAUCCAAGUCGGUCAGAGAUGUGCAGAACGAGAAGCCAACUAUGCUUGGACAGAAGAAGGCUGCCGAGGCUAAGAAGGCAGAGACUGGAACCGCAGCGGUGAUCCACACGACAUACGGCGACAUCCAUAUUCGCCUCUUCCCUGACGCGGCACCGAAAACCGUCGAGAACUUCGUCACUCACUCGAAGAAGGGAUACUACAAUAACACCAUCUUCCACCGUGUUAUUCGAAAAUUCAUGAUCCAGUGUGGUGACCCCCUGGGCGAUGGUACCGGCGGCGAGAGUAUUUGGGGCAAAGAGUUCGAAGAUGAAUUCAGCAGCUUGAAGCACGACAAGCCAUACACUGUCAGCAUGGCUAAUGCAGGCCCAAACACCAAUGGCAGUCAGUUCUUUAUCACCACAGAAAAGACGGGUCUGGACGUCAUUCACAAAAUCGAGAACGUCCGGACGUAUAAGGAAAAGCCUGAGGAGGACAUCAAGAUCCUGAACAUCGACAUCGUGUAG